GCGACGCUAUAAUAGUUAGAUGUAACGGUUGUGUCAUUACAGAACAGUAUUACAGUAGGGGUUCGUGCGAAUAGUGGACGCGGUCGGCGCGUGAGUGCGCGAUUUACUCGAACGAAAUAAUAACCAAGUGAAUUUUUCAGAGAUGGCAGUCAAACCGUUGCUGAAGUACGCACCGCUUUUCCUGUUUCAAAUUAUUUUGGUGGUGUUGUUUUUCGUUUUCGUCAGAUAUGGAGAACCGAAAAAUAGUCCCGGUUUCGAGGGUACCCAUGUGAUGAUCUUCAUCGGUUUCGGGUUCUUGAUGACCUUUCUGAAGAAAUACUGCUACAGCGCCCUCGGCUUCAACUGGCUGCUGGCCGCCCUCGUCAUACAAUGGGCUAUGUUCUGCCAGAAUGCCUUUCACAUGAAAGAUGGAAAGAUUUUGGUGUCCAAAAUGGAAAUGGUCGAGGCCGACAUAAUGGCAGCGACAGUGCUCAUCACGUUUGGCGCUCUAUUGGGGGUCGCCAGCGGUGUUCAGUUGCUUUUCAUCGCCAUUGUCGAGACUGCAAUAGGCUGCGCAAAUUUGUAUCUGGUUGUUGAUGUUUUAAAGGCGGCGGAUGCGGGUGGUUCCAUAGCGAUUCAUACUUUCGGAGCAUACUUUGGCCUUGGCGUCAGCUUGGCAUUCAGGAAGAAGGCAGCACAAGAUGCUGCCAACAAUCCAGUAAGCCUGAACGCACCAAGCUACACCUCUGAUGUCACAGCUAUGAUAGGUUCAAUAUUCCUAUGGAUAUACUGGCCAUCGUUCAACUCUGCCUUAGUCGAAACCCCUGGAGAGUAUGACAGAGCCGUCAUGAAUACGUAUUUGUCAUUGGGUGCUGCUACGGUGGUCAGUUUCAUAAUGUCAUCAUGGCUGAGUCAUGAUGAGGGCAAAUUCGACAUGGUUCACGUUCAGAACUCCACACUGGCUGGUGGCGUAGCUGUUGGUGCUGUUUGCAACAUGCAUAUACAACCUGGAGGUGCUAUCCUUAUUGGCAUCGGCGCUGGUAUCCUUAGCGUAGCUGGAUACAGGUUUUUGACGCCAUGGCUUACAAAGAAAGGCCUCCUAGACACGUGUGGCGUCAACAAUCUGCACGGAAUGCCUGGAAUCUACUCCGGUAUAAUAUCUAUAAUAAUCGCUGCCUUGGCGACUAGUGAUGUAUAUGGCACUGAACUUGCGACGGUCUUCCCUGCCAUGGAUCCAAAACUGGAUGACCCUAGGAGUGCACAAAACCAGGCGUUGAUGCAAGCAGCAGCAUUAGGCGCCACAUUGUUGAUAUCAUUCGUCACUGGAUUGAUUACUGGAUUCAUCGCAAAGCUCCCUUGCUUCCACCCACUACCAGAAGACAAACGAUAUAACGACGAGGUCGACUGGGAGCUGCCUUCCUAAAGAACAAAAGAAUUGUAUGCGAGGAAUAUUACAGACGGACUGCUAUUGAUCUGCCAAAACCAACUGCAAAAUUACAAGUCGGAUGCAGAUUUUGUACAGAUUUUACAAUUGCAACCACAGAUAAUAUAAACAAUGAAGAUAUGUGCUUACCCCUAAAUUACACAAGUCCGCAUGUCGCUUGUUAACUUACUCUGAAGCGGCCACACCAAGACAUUUGUUCGACUGUUCAUUGCGUAGUAACACAAACACUAGUUGAGGUUGCGCGAUACUAAAGCAGGAAUGAAUGAUGUGGAAAGUUUUAUAAUAGGAUCGUUGCUUCAUAUAAAUUAUUAACGUUUUGUCCAUAUUUCGGCUAUGCUCCCGCGGCAUCUAUCUGUACUUUGUGAAUAGAACCGUUCUACAACCGUGCAGCUGGUUAGGUAAUGUGCAGUCGUUAGAACUAACUGCACGCUGACUGCAAGUCUGUCUGUAAUAAAUAACCCUUAGAAUCUUCAAGUAUAAUAGUAAUUACGUAAUAUUUGUUUCAAUAAUACAACCAUAAGUAUCUGACGGCGGCAAUAUCCGUAAGGUUUUUUAUCCAGUACUGUGAUCAGGGAGGCUUGACUACGUGAUCUCUUCUAAGAAAUAUAUGUCACGAACGAUCACUGGCCAAGAAGUUAAUACCAUCUGAAACAAAGCUACAAUUAUUAUGUAAAAAAAAAGAUGUGAACAAUAAAUAUGACUUGUUUUUAUAACGCUCAUCCGUGCUUAGAGAAAUUGACAGAGAGAAAACGCGACGCUCGAUGAUGCGACGACGAAUUGGAACCCUGGUCUUGGCUUCACAAGAUCUGCACGUUUAAGUCCUGUCCGAAUCAGACUGUUUAGAUUAAAUUUUCUCUUUGGCACGAAUGAUACUAGAAUCAUGUUCCCGGAUCCGGUAAUCUGACAAAAAAACGGACGUGUAUUGCUGAUCUAAGCGAACUUCCUCAUAACGCGAAACAAUUCGUGCGACAUCCGAACAAAUUACGUUUUCGAAGUAUUAAUACAGGGUAAAGACUACCUACAUGUACUUUUUACAAAUUGUCAAAACAUGUCUUAUGAGACUUAUGAAAUUAUGAGUUAUGAUGUUGCUAAAAAUGUUCACGUCUACUACUGGUUGGUAUCUUUACCCUGAAAUCGGACUUCCAUUCGGUACUUGUACCUAAGUGUUGAUCGUAUUUAUUAGUUUGUAAUUGUUUUUUUUUCUUAGGUUUAAAGCUCUCUACCAAAGGUGCUAAAAUGUUGCUUUGUUGUGAGAUGUACUCAGAUAUAAGACAUUUUGUCUUGAAACAGCAAUAAAACUUCUUCAAGUUCUGGUGGAAAAUUGUUCAAGGACGCAUUUUUUUACACUAAUCUUUGAAGUCAGGUCCAGGUUGCGAUUUAGUAAUAAUAUGAUCUUAGAAUGUGAGCUGAGGAUGUAAGUUUAGGAUGUGAGUAUGGACACGAAAAGAUGACAAACCACGAUUCCAAUAAAGUUGUAAAUGUAAUGUAAUUUACAAAUGUACACUAAAUACUUACACUGUCCACCAAAGAGAAUUCUAACAAUUAUGUAAAGCGUACCAAUUUUAGAUAUAAUUAAUUAUUUUGUAUAUAUCAUAAUAAUGAUGAUGGAGGUAAUAAAUCUCUUCACAUA
Pectinophora gossypiella (pink bollworm) is the source of this 3053-nucleotide messenger RNA. It is a transcript of the gene Rh50, whose product is annotated as ammonium transporter Rh type B. Lineage: Eukaryota; Metazoa; Arthropoda; Insecta; Lepidoptera; Gelechiidae. Gene Ontology annotation, molecular function: ammonium channel activity. Gene Ontology annotation, biological process: ammonium transmembrane transport; ammonium homeostasis. Gene Ontology annotation, cellular component: plasma membrane. The record is from RefSeq and is a predicted model, not a curated record. The transcript has 10 exons. The coding region runs from base 143 to 1402 and encodes 419 amino acids.